Molecule: messenger RNA, 987 nt
Organism: Debaryomyces fabryi
Lineage: Eukaryota; Fungi; Ascomycota; Pichiomycetes; Serinales; Debaryomycetaceae
Gene: KSR1
Product: 3-dehydrosphinganine reductase
Exons: 1
Coding region: 1-987 (328 amino acids)
Biological process (GO): sphingolipid biosynthetic process
Cellular component (GO): endoplasmic reticulum membrane
Molecular function (GO): 3-dehydrosphinganine reductase activity
Source: RefSeq, a predicted model, not a curated record
AUGUUGUUUACAAAUAAUGAAAUACAUGCAGAAGGCAAACUUGCAUUGAUUGUUGGUGCUUCACAAGGGCUUGGUGCUGAUUUAGCAUUGAAACUUUACCAACAAAAUUGUUCAGUCAUACUUGUUGCAAGAACAGAAACUAAAUUGGUGGCUCAAAUAGAGAGAAUCCAGAGUUCUAUUCCUGAAAGUAAUGCCUCGCUAAGUUACAAAUGCUGUGACGCUUCGAAUUAUGAAGAUUGUGUGAAUUUAUGGAGUGAAUUGGUUAUAGAUCAACAGCAAGAUCCAGACUUCAUUUUUUGUUGUGCUGGAUCAUCCGUCCCUAAAUUGUUCAGUGAUUUGACAGCCAAAGAUUUCGCAAUUGGUAUUAAUACCAAUUAUAACACCGCUUUGAAUAUAACUCAUACUGGAUUUAAACAGGUUCUUGCCCAGUUCCCUAAUGUUCCUUGCGAUCAAUUCAAAAAGCGUCAUGUUAUUUUUGUUUCAUCUGUGGUGAGCUUUUAUCCAUUUAUUGGAUACAGUCAAUACGCACCAUUAAAGAGUGCAAUCCAGUCACUUUCUACUAUAUUACGUCAAGAAUUAGGACCUUUCAAUUAUCGAGUUUCGUGUGUAUUCCCAGGCAAUUUUCAAAGUGAAGGGUACGAAGAAGAACAAAAGACUAAACCUUCAAUUACCAAAUCGAUUGAAGGUUCAAGUAAACCUAUUUCGGGUGAAGAUUGUGCAGACAUCAUACUUGGUAAGUUGAAUGGGGGAUAUGAUACAGUUACUACUGAUUUUAUUGGGUGGUUAUUAGGAUGCUCGGUACUAGGAGUCUUACCAAGAUCGUGGGGCUUUUUUCAGAUCAUCAUUUCAUUUAUAUUCCUGAUUAUUGCUCCGAUUGCAAACUGGGUAGUUUAUAGAGAUGUACUCCAAUUUUUCAAAACAAGAAAUACAAGCGAUGUUGAUGAGUAUGAAAUCGUGAGUCCGGAUGAUAACAAAAAAACUCUUUAA